Messenger RNA from Oncorhynchus kisutch (coho salmon), 1674 nucleotides. RefSeq names its product G protein-coupled receptor kinase 5. Gene Ontology annotation, cellular component: cytoplasm. Gene Ontology annotation, biological process: regulation of signal transduction; signal transduction; protein phosphorylation. Gene Ontology annotation, molecular function: G protein-coupled receptor kinase activity; ATP binding. Lineage: Eukaryota; Metazoa; Chordata; Actinopteri; Salmoniformes; Salmonidae. The record is from RefSeq and is a predicted model, not a curated record.
GUGAAUCUAGCCUAUGCGUAUGAGACGAAGGAUGCUCUGUGUUUAGUACUGACCAUAAUGAAUGGAGGAGACCUGAAGUUUCACAUCUAUAAUAUGGGGAACUCUGGCUUUGAUGAGCAGAGGGCCGUCUUCUACGCAGCAGAGAUCUGUUCUGGGCUGGAAGACCUGCACCGUGAGAGGAUAAUCUACCGGGACUUAAAACCUGAAAACAUUCUUCUAGACGACCGCGGACACAUCCGUAUCUCUGACCUGGGACUAGCCGUCCAGAUUCCCGACUCGGAGACGAUACGAGGGAGAGUGGGCACCGUAGGAUACAUGGCCCCAGAGGUGAUCCAGAAUGAGUCCUACUCUUUCAGUCCUGACUGGUGGGGUCUGGGCUGUCUGGUGUUUGAGAUGAUCCAGGGUCAGUCGCCCUUCCGCCGGCGUAAAGAACGAGUGAAGAGAGAAGAGGUGGACAGACGAGUGAGAGAAGAUCCCGAGGAAUACUCUGACAAGUUCUCUGAGGAGGCCAAGGAUAUCUGCAGACAGCUGCUGGCCAAAGACCCCAAAGCCCGUCUGGGGUGCCAGGGGCGAGGUGGUGUGGAGGUGAAGGCUCAUAUCAUCUUCAAGAACAUCAACUUCAAACGCCUCGAGGCAGGCAUUCUGGAACCUCCCUUCAGUCCUGAUCCGCGGGCGGUGUACUGUAAAGAUGUUCUGGAUAUAGAACAGUUCUCUACAGUGAAGGGAGUCAACCUGGACCCCACAGACGAUGACUUCUACCACAAGUUUGUUACAGGAAGUGUCUCCAUCCCCUGGCAGAACGAGAUGAUUGAGAUGGAGUGUUUUAAGGAGAUCAACGUCUAUGAGACCGAGGGUCUGCUGUGUUCUGAUCUGGAUGUGAACAGACCCAACCCACCGCCAAAGAGAGGAUUCUUCUACAGGCUGUUCAGACGAGAGGCAAGUGGUGCUAGCUCUCCCCCCCGCCCCGCCGCUGCCGUGAGAGGUGGUGGGGGUUAAGGUCUGUUUAAAGAGUGGCUACGAAGACGAAGAGCACGAGGAGCCUUCCCGACUUUAAACCACUCCAGCUCUCCUCCCUCCUCCUCCUGCUCUCCUUCCUCCUGCUCUCCCUCCUCCUGCUCUCCCUCCUCCUCCUCCUCCUGCUCUCCCUCCUCCUGCUCUCCCUCCUCCUCCUCCUCCUGCUCUCCCCCCUUCUCCGCCUCCUCCUCUCCCUCCUCCUCCUGCUCUCCCCCCUCCUCCUGCUCUCCCUCCUCCUGCUCUCCCUCCUCCUCCUCCUCCUGCUCUCCCUCCUCCUCCUCCUCCUCCCUCCCUCCUCCUCCUCCUGCUCUCCCUCCCUCCUCCUCCUGCUCUCCCUCCUCCUCCUGCUCUCCCUCCUCCUCCUCCUGCUCUCCCUCCUCCUCCUGCUCUCCCUCCUCCUCCUGCUCUCCCUCCUCCUCCUUUCCCUCCCCCCCUUCUCCUCCUCCUCCUCCUCCCUCCUUCCUUCUUCAAACGCAUCCAGAGCGUAAAAUGUUAGUAACUCGAUGAAUGUUAAACCUGUAUUUAUGUAUUAAAAAGUGUAAUUAUAAUAAUUAAAAGAAAAAACACAUGAGUUUAAAGAUUUUGUACAUUUGUACUUGAAUUGUGUCCUAGAUGUAUAUUUUCACUAAAAGGUGUAUUGUAUAAAAGCCAUAAUAAGUA